AUGCCAGCAAAUUCCGAGAAGGAGCAUCUGUCCAUUGUGAUCUGCGGCCAUGUCGACAGUGGCAAGAGCACCACCACUGGCCGCCUGAUCUUCGAGCUGGGCGGACUGCCCGAGCGUGAGCUCGAGAAGCUGAAGGCGGAGGCCGAGCGCCUGGGCAAGGGCUCCUUCGCCUUCGCGUUCUACAUGGACCGCCAGAAGGAGGAGCGCGAGCGCGGCGUGACCAUCGCUUGCACCACCAAGGAGUUCUACACCGAGAAGUGGCACUACACCGUCAUCGAUGCCCCAGGCCAUCGCGAUUUCAUCAAGAACAUGAUCACCGGCGCUUCCCAGGCGGACGUUGCGCUUAUCAUGGUCCCGGCCGACGGUAAUUUCACGACCGCCAUCGCCAAGGGCAACCACAAGGCUGGCGAAAUCCAGGGGCAGACUCGCCAGCACUCCCGCUUGAUCAACCUGCUGGGCGUGAAGCAGAUCUGCAUUGGCGUCAACAAGAUGGACUGUGACACCGCGGGAUACAAGCAGUCCCGCUACGACGAGAUCGCAAACGAGAUGAAGAGCAUGCUGGUCAAGGUUGGCUGGAAGAAGGACUUCGUCGAGAAGGGGACGCCAGUGAUGCCCAUCUCUGGCUGGAUGGGCGACAACCUUCUGAAAAAGUCUGACAACAUGGGCUGGUGGAAGGGCUGCGAUGUCGAGUACGGCAAGGAGACCAUCCACGUGGACACCGUCUACGAUGUGCUUGACGUGAUGUGCCGCGUGCCAGAGCGGCCCACCAGCGCGCCAAUGCGUAUGCCGAUCUCCGGCAUCUACAAGAUCAAGGGCGUCGGCGAUGUGCUCGCUGGGCGCGUGGAGCAGGGCGUGGUGAAGCCGGGCGAGGAGGUCGUGUUCCUGCCCACGCACACCGCUUCGAACCCGUGCACUGGCAAGGUGUUCACCGUGGAGAUGCAUCACCAGCGCGUCGAUUUCGCCAAUCCCGGGGACAACGUUGGCCUCAACAUCAAGGGGCUCGACAAGAAUAACAUGCCCCGCUCGGGCGACGUGAUGGUCUACAAGAAGGACACCACCCUGGGUCAGACAAAGGAGUUCGACGCGCAGAUCCAGGUGCUCGACAUCCCCAACGAGAUCAAGGUCGGCUACUCCCCGAUCGGCUUCGUGCGCUGCGGGCGCGCGGCGUGCCGCAUCAGCAAGCUGAAGUGGAAGAUGGGCAAGGAGACGGGCGGCAAGAAGAUGGAGGAUCCCCACUCCCUCAAGUCCAACGAGAUGGCUCAGUGCAGCUUCCAGCCGCAGCAGCCGCUGGUGUGCGACACCUUCAAGAACUGCGAGGGCCUGUCGCGCGUGGCGUUCAUGGAUGGCAACGGCGUUGUGAUGCUUGGCAAGGUCAUCUCGUGCGAGCGCAAGGAGGAGGGCGGCGCCGGCGGCAAGAAGAAGAAGCCUCGUUGCGUAGGUCCGCUCAGGGUUGCGGCAGCCAUGCCGGCCAAUUCGGAGAAGGAGCAUCUGUCCAUUGUGAUCUGCGGCCACGUCGACAGUGGCAAGAGCACCACCACUGGCCGCCUGAUCUUCGAGCUGGGCGGACUGCCUGAGCGUGAGCUCGAGAAGCUGAAGGCGGAGGCCGAGCGCCUAGGCAAGGGCUCCUUCGCCUUCGCAUUCUACAUGGACCGCCAGAAGGAGGAGCGCGAGCGCGGCGUGACCAUCGCGUGCACCACCAAGGAGUUCUACACCGAGAAGUGGCACUACACCGUCAUCGAUGCCCCAGGCCAUCGCGAUUUCAUCAAGAACAUGAUCACUGGCGCUUCCCAGGCGGACGUUGCGCUUAUCAUGGUCCCGGCCGACGGUAACUUCACGACCGCCAUUGCCAAGGGCAACCACAAGGCUGGCGAGAUCCAGGGGCAGACUCGCCAGCACUCCCGCUUGAUCAACUUGCUGGGCGUGAAGCAGAUCUGUAUUGGCGUCAACAAGAUGGAUUGUGACACCGCUGGAUAUAAGCAGUCCCGCUAUGACGAGAUCGCAAACGAGAUGAAGAGCAUGCUGGUCAAGGUUGGGUGGAAGAAGGACUUCGUCGAGAAGGGGACGCCGGUGAUGCCCAUCUCUGGCUGGAUGGGCGACAACCUUCUGAAAAAGUCUGACAACAUGGGCUGGUGGAAGGGCUGCGAUGUCGAGUACGGCAAGGAGACCAUCCACGUGGACACCGUCUACGAUGUGCUUGACGUGAUGUGCCGCGUGCCGGAGCGUCCCACCAGCGCGCCAAUGCGCAUGCCGAUUUCCGGCAUUUACAAGAUCAAGGGUGUCGGCGAUGUGCUCGCUGGGCGCGUGGAGCAGGGCGUGGUGAAGCCGGGCGAGGAGGUAGUGUUCCUGCCCACGCACACCGCUUCGAACCCGUGCACUGGCAAGGUGUUCACCGUGGAGAUGCACCACCAGCGCGUCGACUUUGCCAACCCUGGGGACAACGUUGGCCUCAACAUCAAGGGCCUCGACAAGAACAACAUGCCCCGCUCGGGCGACGUGAUGGUCUACAAGAAGGACACCACGCUGGGUCAGACGAAAGAGUUCGACGCGCAGAUCCAGGUGCUCGAUAUCCCCAAUGAGAUCAAGGUCGGCUACUCCCCGAUCGGCUUCGUGCGAUGCGGGCGCGCGGCGUGCCGCAUCAGCAAGCUGAAGUGGAAGAUGGGCAAGGAGACGGGCGGCAAGAAGAUGGAGGACCCCCACUCCCUUAAGUCCAACGAGAUGGCUCAGUGCAGCUUCCAGCCGCAGCAGCCGCUGGUGUGCGACACCUUCAAGAACUGCGAGGGCCUGUCGCGCGUGGCGUUCAUGGACGGCAACGGCGUUGUGAUGCUUGGCAAGGUCAUCUCGUGUGAGCGCAAGGAGGAGGGCGGCGCCGGUGGCAAGAAGAAGUAA
Messenger RNA from Prorocentrum cordatum, 2886 nucleotides. Lineage: Eukaryota; Dinophyceae; Prorocentrales; Prorocentraceae. The record is from the annotation of a GenBank genome assembly.